Messenger RNA from Closterium sp. NIES-67, 486 nucleotides. Lineage: Eukaryota; Viridiplantae; Streptophyta; Zygnematophyceae; Desmidiales; Closteriaceae. The record is from the annotation of a GenBank genome assembly.
GCUAAGGCAGCAGAUUCUGCAGGAGGACUUCCGCAGACGCCAUGUGGGAGGCGGUGCUGCCACUAAGACUGCUGAGGGGUAUGGAGCUGCAGGGCGCAGCAGAGGAAGAGGGGGUUGGAAAGGCCGAGGCCGUGGGAGGAGCUUUGGCAGAGGUAGAGGCCGAGGUGACUAUAAUGAGGGGCAUGGGAGCUCUAGUGGCAGGGGGAGUACCAGAAUGGAGGGCACGUGCUGGUACUGCAAGAAGAUAGGGCAUCCUUGGUUCAAGUGCUUCAGCAGGCCGGAGGGAUGGGCACCUCCAGGCAUGAAGCCACCCAGUGGUGAACGCGCACAAGGUGGCGCUGUGCAAGGCUCAGGUGCACAAGGUGAAGGUGCACAAGCGCAGAGCAGAUGCUGGAGAUGCAGUUCAAGUGCUCCAAGAUGGGUGAGGCGAAGUACUACUUGGGGAUGCACGUGGAGAGAGAUGUGGAAAAGGGUGUGCUGAGGUUG